Messenger RNA from Diaporthe citri, 2301 nucleotides. RefSeq lists its product as uncharacterized. The coding region runs from base 1 to 2301 and encodes 766 amino acids. Gene Ontology annotation, molecular function: zinc ion binding; 5-methyltetrahydropteroyltriglutamate-homocysteine S-methyltransferase activity. The transcript is spliced from 3 exons. Lineage: Eukaryota; Fungi; Ascomycota; Sordariomycetes; Diaporthales; Diaporthaceae. The record is from RefSeq and is a predicted model, not a curated record.
AUGGUUCAAUCCGCCAUUCUCGGUUUCCCUCGCAUGGGAGUUAACCGUGACCUGAAGAAGGCUACUGAGGCUUACUGGGGCGGCAAGAUCUCUCAGGAUGAGCUCCUCACCGAGGCCAAGAGGCUCAGGCUCGCUCACUGGAAGAUCCAGAAGGACGCCGGUGUUGAUGUCAUCCCCUCCAACGACUUCGCUCUGUACGACCAGGUCCUCAGCCACAUCCAGGACUUCGGCGCUGUUCCCGAGCGAUAUGCCAGCUCCAAGCUGAACCGCGUCGAUGAAUACUUCGCCAUGGGUCGUGGCCACCAGAAGGAUGGUGUCGACGUGCCCUCCCUGGAGAUGGUCAAGUGGUUUGACUCCAACUACCACUAUGUCAAGCCCACCCUGCAGGACAACCAGACCUUCAAGCUCACUUCCGAGCCCAAGGCUGUUGCCGAGUACAAGGAGGCCAAGGCGGCUGGCAUCGAGACCCGCCCCGUCCUUGUCGGCCCCGUCUCUUUCCUGCACCUCGGCAAGGCCGACCGUGGUCAGUCUGUUGACCCCAUCGACCUCCUCGACAAGCUGGUCCCUGUCUACGAGGAGCUCCUCACCCAGCUGAAGCAGGCUGGUGCCUCCACUGUCCAGAUUGACGAGCCCAUCCUCGUCCUGGACCUGCCCUCCAAGGCCAAGGCCGCUUUCAAGCCCACAUACGAGAAGCUCGCCAGCCUCGGUGACAAGAUCCCCAAGCUUGUCUUCACCACCUACUUCGGUGACAUCGUCCACAACCUUGAGGCUGUGCCCAAGGAUGUCUACGCCGUUCACGUUGACCUUGUCCGCAACCCUGAGCAGCUCGAGAGUGUCAUCGGUGCUCUUGGCCCCAAGACCAUCCUGUCUGCCGGUGUGGUCGAUGGCCGUAACAUAUGGAAGACCAACUUCAAGCGGGCCAUCGAGACCGCCGAGGCUGCUACCCAGAAGCUUGGUGCUGACCGUGUGAUCGUCGCCACUUCUUCUUCCCUCCUCCACACUCCCCACACUCUUGCCAGCGAGAAGAAGCUCGACCCUGAGAUCGCCGACUGGUUCUCCUUCGCUUCCGAGAAGGCUGUCGAGGUCGCUGUCAUUGCCAAGGCCGUCACUGACGGCCCUGCUGCCGUCCGUGAGCAGCUCGAGGCCAACGCCAAGUCUAUCCAGGCUCGUGCCACCUCCAGCCGCACCAACGACCCCAAGGUCAAGGAGCGCCAGUCCAACAUCACCAAGGCUGACUACAACCGCAAGUCUGAGUUCACCGAGAGAAUCUCUCAGCAGCAGAAGAAGCUGAACCUGCCUCUGUUCCCCACCACCACCAUCGGCUCCUUCCCUCAGACCAAGGAGAUCCGUCUCAGCCGCAACAAGCUCACCAAGGGUGAGAUCACCGCUGCUGAGUACGACAAGUUCAUCGAGCAGGAGAUCGAGUCCAACGUCAAGAUCCAGGAGGAGCUUGGCCUCGAUGUCUUCGUCCACGGUGAGCCUGAGCGUAACGACAUGGUGCAGUUCUUUGGUGAGCGUCUGGACGGCUAUGCCUUCACCACCCACGCCUGGGUCCAGAGCUACGGAUCUCGUUGCGUCCGUCCCCCGAUCAUCGUCGGUGACAUCUCCCGUCCCGCUCCUAUGACUGUGAAGGAGUCCAAGUACGCUGUGUCCGUCUCCAACAAGCCCAUGAAGGGCAUGUUGACCGGUCCUGUCACCUGCCUCCGGUGGUCUUUCCCCCGUGACGACGUUCACCAGUCUGUCCAGGCCGAGCAGCUUGCUCUCGCCCUCCGUGACGAGGUCGUCGACCUCGAGAAGGCCGGCGUCGACGUCAUCCAGGUCGACGAGCCCGCCUUGCGUGAGGGUCUGCCCCUGCGCUCCGGCAAGGAGCGUGAGGCCUACCUGGACUGGGCCGUCAAGGCUUUCCGCCUGUCCACCACUGGUGUUGAGGACGCCACCCAGAUCCACUCUCACUUCUGUUACUCUGAGUUCCAGGACUUCUUCCACGCCAUUGCGGCUCUGGAUGCUGAUGUCCUGUCUAUCGAGAACAGCAAGUCUGACGCCAAGCUGCUCAAGGUCUUCGUCGACUCUGCCUACCCUCGCCACAUCGGACCUGGUGUCUACGACAUCCACUCCCCUCGUGUCCCCAGCGAGCAGGAGAUCAAGGACCGCAUCGAGGAGAUGCUCCAGUUCCUUAAGCCUGAGCAGCUUUGGAUCGACCCUGACUGUGGUCUGAAGACCCGUCAGUGGAAGGAGACCAAGGAGGCCCUGGCCAACAUGGUCAGCGCCGCCAAGUUCUUCCGCGCCAAGUACGCGAAAUAA